GGAGCCAGUAGGCGGCCAGCGGCGGACUCGACGGCGGCGCCAUGGAGCUGGGGGCGGGCGGUGCGGCUGGGCCCCGGCAGCGGGACGGGGCGGAGCCGGUCCGCCUGCUCUUCCUGCUUCUGGGCGGGGGUGGCGGCGGAGGGUCGGGUUGGGCGUGGUCCCCGGGGGGCGGUGGGGAGGGUGGGGCCGGGACAGGUACAGAGACCGGCCCGGAGCCGGACUAUGAGGGCCUCCCACGCGGCUCCGCUGCUUCCACCCACAUGUUGGCGGGGGCUGUGGCCGGGGUCCUGGAGCACAGCCUCAUGUAUCCCGUGGACUGUGUCAAGGUGAGUAGAGGCGCAAAGAAGCAGGAGCGCGCGGAGAUGUGCAGGCGAGAGAGAAGUGGAGUCAGGGCCGGGACGGGUGGCGAUGAGUCCUUUGGCGUGCAAAGUUGGGGAGAAGCAGGUAUGGAAGAAGGCUUCGGACAGUGCCAGCAUAUGGGGCCAGGUAGCUCCGUAGGAGUCCUGUUCCUUGUUAGUCAGUAGUUCGGUCCGAUUUGGUUUGAGCGAAGAAACGGUGAGUCUUGACCCGGGACGCCUGUGUCGAUGGGUAGAGAGAAUGAAUUACGUUGUUGAGAGAGAUUCUUUAUCUCAUGUCGUUUGUCUCCUGAAGCCAACAAGCACCUGCCAGUUUGUGAACUUGAAACGAUAGCCAGAGGUAGGCAAGAAUACAACUGAUUUCCUUUAUGUCUGUGAAGCAGUAUGCUUGGUUUCAGAAAGUUUCGGCUGACGCCU
Molecule: messenger RNA, 773 nt
Organism: Sphaerodactylus townsendi
Lineage: Eukaryota; Metazoa; Chordata; Lepidosauria; Squamata; Sphaerodactylidae
Gene: SLC25A28
Product: solute carrier family 25 member 28
Exons: 1
Coding region: 42-524 (160 amino acids)
Source: RefSeq, a predicted model, not a curated record